Molecule: messenger RNA, 1293 nt
Organism: Eriocheir sinensis (Chinese mitten crab)
Lineage: Eukaryota; Metazoa; Arthropoda; Malacostraca; Decapoda; Varunidae
Exons: 4
Coding region: 381-1061 (226 amino acids)
Cellular component (GO): membrane
Molecular function (GO): ligand-gated monoatomic ion channel activity
Source: RefSeq, a predicted model, not a curated record
CUGCUUUCUAACCCGCACGGACCCGCCGCUGCCCCGCUGGCAGGCCCUCGCCUUCCCCUUCCACCCGUGGACGUGGCUCGCCAUCCUCGUCGGCCUCAUCGUGUCUGGCCCCGUUCUGGCCCUGCUCGCCCGAGCCAGCAGCAAAGUGUGAGCGUCGGGAUAGGAUUGACAUAUUGCUCUUUGUUCGAAACAUAAUGAAAUGAGCACAUAGGCUCUUGUGGAAAAACCUCCGCGAACGUUGCCUUGAUAACACUGUUCUCUCCCCCGCACGGUGGCGUGACUGCAGAGGCAGCGAGGCGGCCAGCCUGGGGCAGCUCAGCUUCAGUUGGUACUACACGUUCGGCCUCCAUUUCUGCGAGGCGCAGUACCUACUACCCAGCAUGGCGAGCACUCGCAUCUUCGUCACCUUCCUGUGGCUGUACACGAUGGUGCUCACCCUCGGCUACUCCACCAACCUGACGGCCUUCCUGAUGGUCCCGAAGGCCCCAGCGGCCAUCGAAACCAUCAAGGAUCUCUACGAAUCGGGGCUUGAGGUCGCGGCGAUCGGAGACAUUUACAGGACCGGCAUCGCCUCGGCCAGCGACCCCAACUUGCGGGGCCUCCUCCGCGUGUUCAGGAGCUACCCGUCGGAGCGCGAGAUCUUCCCGCGCGUGCUGCUGGGCAAGGCGGUGUUCCUGCAGAGUCGCGGCUUCUCGGAGUUCCACGUCAUCACCCGGUACACAACCCUGGGCGUGCCGAGGAUGCGGUUCAUGAGGGAGUGCUUCGCGCCCUACAGCAUCGCCAUGGCCCUGCAGCGCAACUCGCCCCUUAAGCGGAAGUUUGACGAGGUGAUCAAGUGGGUGGUGGAGAGCGGCUUGCUGAGGCGCUUCUUCGUGGAUUCCCUCAGACUGGCGGCGACGACCAAGGAGUACGGCGGCAUCAAGGGGGAGUCGCCGCCGCAGAACAGCGUGACAGCCCUCAAUAUGGACCACAUGCAGAGCGUAUUCCUCAUCGCCGUGCUAGGCUGGACCGCGGGGAUGCUCUCCUUCGGGUUGGAGGCUGCCCGGAGGAUGUGUCGCUGAAAGAGUGAGCGGUGAACAGCUCCGUCUGAACGGUUAACUGAAGAACUCACUCUCAUUAUUGUCGCUGAAAGAAUAUACGGUUAAUAUCUCUCUCUGUAUGAUGAAUACCUACCUAAGGAAAACAAACUUGCAUUCUUGAUCUGGACCUGAAGAAAACACGUUCAAAUUAUUGUUGGAAAACAGGAGGCUACUAUACGUUUGGAUAAGAGUAUAUCACGGCUAGACAAGAGUA